Messenger RNA from Papaver somniferum (opium poppy), 599 nucleotides. RefSeq lists its product as uncharacterized. Bases 20 to 430 code for a protein of 136 amino acids. The record is from RefSeq and is a predicted model, not a curated record. Lineage: Eukaryota; Viridiplantae; Streptophyta; Magnoliopsida; Ranunculales; Papaveraceae. The transcript has 2 exons.
CCCUCUGCAGUACCUGACCAUGGAUGAUCUUGAAUUAAUAAUUCCCUAUGAUGGUUCUAUGCUGACAAUAGAGAAGGAGAUUCCAUAUGAUCAUGAAUCACCUGAUGUACCUGACUUUUUAAGUUAUCAUCCUCUGAGAAAUGAUGAUGACCCUACAAUUAUUUCAAAAAAAGAUUGGAUUGAGAGUAUAAUGGAUUGGAAUCUUCCUGAUGAUGUUAUUAGGUCAAAUUUAGAAUCUGAAGACGGGGCAGUAUCUAUUCAUAUAUGUGGUAUCUCAGGUAAAGGCUAUGGGGCAAUCUUACGUGAUCCCCGGUAUGUCCCAGUACUGGCUAGGUCCAAACGUCUCUCAGGUGUAGACGCCACUAUGUCUACAUUCUAUUCUAGGUUGAAAUGGAGUCGCACUUGGGGUAAGAAUUGCUCGGGAUUAUGAAUUGUCGCGCUUUUCCAUUCAUGUCCCUUCUUCUAAUCUUUGCAAUUUUAUGAGACGCAUUUGGGAUAAGAAUGAAAAAGCGUGGAAAUCUAAGCAAAUAGGAGAACACCAUGUGAGACCACUUCUGCGUCCGGAAGCCAUGUGUGAUAUCGAAAAGAUCUGUUCACUC